Molecule: messenger RNA, 2349 nt
Organism: Rubroshorea leprosula
Lineage: Eukaryota; Viridiplantae; Streptophyta; Magnoliopsida; Malvales; Dipterocarpaceae
Source: the annotation of a GenBank genome assembly
GAAGUUUGUCCUAACUAGGGUUUUCAAUUUGAUGAUAUUUUGAUCUCUUCUCUUGCACCCAAAAAGGUGCUUGCUUUCCUGCCCUAAAGCCGCAUCUCCUAACAUCUUCAGCCGUGUAAUGGGGAAGAAGAAAUCCAAAGAACGAGAGGCAAGCCAAGGAGGUGGCCCCGUAUCAUCUCAGUCGGAUAUCUUUAAGACUCUGUUCGGCAACGUUGAGGAGCAAAAUGCCGCUGCUUCGUCCCUCUUCUCAGAUAGCAACCCCUUCAGAAGGAAACCUCAGGAAGCAGUUUUAGCCUUCGUUUCAACUGAAUCCACCAAAGUGCCUGACGGAAUUGAUUUAUUGGACGCUGGUAACGCAGAGUUGAAGCAGCCAAAGAGAAAGAAAGAGAAGGAGAAAUAUAAAAACCGUAACUUGGGUUCCGAUGAAGAAGCUGCAGCAACUGAGAGUCCCUCGGAAGCUAAGAAAUCUAGAAAAAUGAAGACUUUGGAUUCUGAAUCGAAGAGUAAAGCAUUGAAGGAAGAAACCCAAAAGCUUAAUGUGGGUCUCGAGUCUAAUGGGGAUUUGGAAAGGAAAGAAAAGGGGGAAAAACCAAGUUCGGAUUUUGAUAAGAAUGCACUAGAAAGCCGAAAGAACCCAGGUUCAGUGAAGGGGAGGGAGAAAAGGAAGAGGGAUGAGUUGGAGAGGGAGUAUGAGAUGAGGAAAUAUGGGAAGGCGCCAGCAGAGGACGAGGGAGGAUUUGGGGGGAAAGUUGCGGGACAGAAGAGGAAGAAGGCAGAUGAUGAUGAUGAAGUGGAUGCAUUGCUUCCCAAGGAAGGGUUUGAUGAUGAGAAUAAGCUCUUAAGGACUGUGUUUGUAGGGAAUCUGCCACUGAAUGUGAAAAAGAAGAUGUUGAUGAAAGAAUUCAGCAAGUUUGGAGAGGUUGAGUCUGUGAGGAUUCGUUCUGUUCCACUGGCUGAUACCAAGAAACCAAGAAAGGGAGCUAUAAUGCAGAAGAAAAUUAAUGAAAAGGCUGACAGUGUUCAUGCAUACGUUGUUUUCAAAACAGAGCAAUCUGCAGAGGCUUCUUUGGCCCAUAACAUGGCUGUGGUUGCAGGAAAUCACAUCCGUGUUGACAGGGCAUGCCCACCUAGGAAGAAGUUAAAAGGGGAGAAUGCUUUACUUUAUGAUAACAAGAGGACAGUGUUUGUUGGUAAUCUGCCAUUUGAUGUGAAGGAUGAAGAAAUUUAUCAACUAUUUUGCAGUAUCAAUAAUCUCGAAUCCAGCAUUGAAGCUGUUCGUGUAAUUAGAGAUCCUCAAUUCGGAAUGGGCAAGGGUAUUGCCUACGUCUUGUUCAAAACUAGGGAAGCUGCAAAUUUGGUCCUUAAGAAACGGACUUUAAAGCUUAGGGAUAGAGAACUUCGGCUUAGUCAUGCUAGACCAGAUUCCACACCAUCCAAGAGAAAGAACCUAUCAAAUGGAGAAACAGCUAAUUCCCCAGCCAAGAAGUUUGUUGUGGAUUCAAGGAAUUCCUCAGGCAAUAAGAACAAAUCAAAUUCAAAGGCUACUAUGUCAUACCAGGGUCUGCGUGCAAGCAAAUCAGAUGUCAACAAGAAAGUUCAUUCAAAGGGCAACAGCUCAGCGAAAGCAAAAUUUACUACCUCAAGUGGUGAGAAACCAAAAGAAAGGAAGACUAAAAGGCCUGCAGUUGCAGCAAGAAAGGCAAAGGCAAAUGCAGGUGCUUUAAAACAAGUGGGUGCAAAACGGAAGCUAGACAACCGCACUCAUGAGAGUAGUGCCCACAAGAAGAAGGCCAAAAGAAGAUUGUGGUAAUAGGUCAGGCAAAAGGAAAAAGGGUCAAUUAGAGCAUUGCUUAAGCUGAGAGGUUUACCAAGUAUUGGUUCUUAUUUCUUUAUUUAUUUAUAUUUUGCUAAGGGAAAGGCUGAACAUUUAAAACCAUAAUCGUGCUGGAAAAUCUAUUUUAAAAGAGAUGACUCAACUAAUUAAGAAUUUGAGAUUUCAAGUUGAAAAUCUCAAGAUCAAACCUUAAAUCAAGUGGAUAGAGAUUUGAGACCUUAAGUCAGGUGAAGCGAGAUUUGAGAAAAGGAGAUGAUUAUUUCUCUUGUAUAAUGAACUAUGACAUUAUUCAUCAAAAGAGCAUGUAUCUGGCUUUUUCGGCCACAUCAAAAGAGGAUUGGUGUUUGUCCAUACUGAGAGAUCAUUGGCUGCAUCUUUACUGAUAUGCAUUUAUCAUUUUUCUUUCCAGGUAAUAAAAGCGUUACCACCAGGCUGUUACUAGAAAGGGAUUCACACAAGGUGCUCCUUUUCUUAAUUGAUGCAAGUUCCAUUAUGUACAUAUUUUGCCAGUUAAA